GGCGGCGCGAAGUCGAGCGGCGGCGGAAUCGGCCGAAGUGGCGCGAGGCAACAGGCGGCUCGUUUAAAACGGUGGGGGAAGUACGCUGCGCGCGUCAGUGAGUCGCCGGAGGCCGCAGAGUUUGGUAUGUCUCAGUACGAUAUAUCGCAUCGCGCGGUGUCUCUACGCUCUGUUUCCCUUCAUUGUCGCACGACAGGAUGAAGAGCAGUUUUGCCGUCACGUGUUCGUUAAUACACGUCGUGUCUGUACGACUGACUUCGUGUAAAUAUUAACCGUACCGGGGAACCUCGUCUCUCGGAAGAAGAUACAGCGGGAGUCGGAGCCGUGAAACCGAGAGCAAGAACGAGAGAGAGAGACGGACAGUUGAGACUGACAAGAAGCGAGAGUGAGAGCGAGAGAGAGCAGCAACACUCGCUCGCUGACGUGCUCCGCCAAGUGUUUGGCGUUCCCAGGUAAAUGCGCCUUGCAAAGCGCCGUGUUUGAUGGCAAACAGCCGAUAUUAUCCUCCCGCCGCCCGGUGGUGAGUGUCGUGGGAGAAAGUGAACUCUGCCCGUGUACGCUUGUCCGAGUAUUAUUUACCAGCUGCAAUAUGGCGUCCCGUGUUUUCGCGGAAUUUGAAUCGCGAUCGUCGCGCGCGGAGUUUGAAUCGCGAGAGUAAAGUAUACGCGCGCCGCCAAUAACUUGACACCGUAGUACGAGCAUCUCGCACUCCGAUUGGCAGCGUGCACGCUGCACGUCCGAUUCGACGACAGGUGAAUGCUCGAUUUCCACAAGUCUCACGCAGCGAAAUAACCUAUACUUUCUUAUCGGAGUUCACGUCCAUUCUCGCGCCUUGUCGUGCCGGGCGAGAUUCGCCGCAUGACGCGGCGGCCUGUCGUGAGUUUUCCGCCACCACCAUUAUCAUCAUCAUCAUCAUCAUCAUCAUUACGACGACGACGGCGACGGCGAGUGGCGUUGUCGCGGAUGUCGAAAGGCGCAAAUCGCGAAAUACGAUGGCAUGUUGGUGCGAUGAGUCAUCGUGAGAACUGUGUGAACGGUGAAUCCGACGUAAUCUUGGCGGUAAAUCUUGCAGAGCGCGACGCGCAACGUGUGGGACUGCCAACGUGUUAACCGUUAGUCUUUUGACACGACCGAAGUGUCUCGAAUUGGCGAAAAUCGUCGACCGUCUUUCCUACACUCUUGCUCUUUCUCACUCGCUCACCCGGACGAAAACUUGGCGUCCCGUUGUGAGAUUCGAGAGCGUGAAGCGCGCGGCGACCGGUCGACGCUCGGGGACAGUGUUUGUUUGGUUUGUAAUGAAGGACGGUCGUUGUUGUCAUCGUCGAUCGAGGCAGCCGAACCGCACGAGAUACAGCAGUGCCGCCGGACUGUGAUUAAUUAGGCGUAUCGUGCGGCACGCGAAUAACGGACGGGAAAAUGAAAAUGUCGGUCGCGUUGCGGAUCGUCGUCGCGCUCCCGAUACUGUCGGCGAUUGGUCACGGCAACGAGCUGAAGGAUUAUUGCACCAAGUACAAGUUCGGCAAUCUACCGGGUGGCUUGGCGUUCACGAAGGAGGUCGUUACCACGGAGUACGCCAACGUGGGUGCGUUCAAGGCCCUUCACUGCUGCCUCAGGGGAUACAGGAGCAUCGAAUGGUACAAGGAUAAUAGAGCCUACCCUUGGCCGGGGAGCACGAGCCACUUUAUCCUGUACCCGGAGAGCGCGAAUCAAACGAUCUACACACAGGAGAUGAGAACCUCGGACGCAGGACGAUACUCCUGUCUGGCGCGUAACGACACAACCACUUUGGAGGGAGACAUCACUCUCACCGUACUCAAUGAAGAAUCCGGCAUCUACACGGGCAAGCCGUUGCCCACGUACAGACCGGCCUCCCAAUUGGUGCCUCUCAGGGGAACCGCGAGACUCUUCUGCGAGGCUUACAUGGGCAAGGUGAACCUGCCCGACGCCAGGAACUCCGUCACCUGGUGGAAAAGCGGCAACAACGUGACCCUGCCCGCCGACGACAGAGUAGCGCAGCACCAAGUGUCCCGAGAGGACAAUCAGAUAAUCGGUUCCUACUUGGAGAUCCAGAACGUACUUUUCGCCGAUUACGGAGAGUACAAGUGCAUAAUCAGCAACAGCAUCGACGAGGAUAUCAUAUUGACGGCUCACGUGUAUGAACAAGAGCCGCAAUUCGUAUUGCACCUCCCGAACGGUUCGGAACGGAAGACGCUGCUGCUGGCGGUGCUGGUUGUCGUGCUGCUGGUAUCGGUCGUCGCGUUUUAUACACGCUGCUGGCUGCCGCUCGCGCUACUUUACAGAGACAAGUUCGGUCGUCUCGAGGAAAACGACGGGAAGGACUGCGACGCGCUGGUGUGCUACCACGAGAAGGACUCGAGCCUGGUGAUCGGCAAGCUGAUAUACAAGCUGGAGUCCAAGCAUCGGUACAAGUGCACGCCGCUGGAGCUGACCAACCUGCAUCACAAUUGGAGCCUGGAGAUCUGCUCGCACGCGAAUGCCGCCCGGCGCGUCAUCAUGGUGCUGAGCCCCGCGUCCUUGGACAACGUCUGGACGGACGCGAGCGUCGCGGGGGUGCUGAAGCAGCUGUCGGUGCUGCCGGCGCGCACGAUCGUGGUUGCGCUGCAGAGCAUGCCGGGCACCACGGCGACGAUCGCGAAACGAUCGCGACGAGAGCGCGGCGACGGCAUCCUGGACGGCAGAGUCUUCUUCGAUCACCUGACGGUCCUGCGCUGGAAGGACGGCGCCGACGGCGGCGACGGCGGCCGCGAGUUCUGGUACAAACUGCGGCUGGCGAUGCCGGCGAUACGGCCGGUCGCGUCCGAGACCGGCUGCCAAUCGGUGGCGAUGAUAGUGCAGGCCAAUGGUAAAUGCGGUCAGCAAAAGGCACGCUCGCGCGAGAGCCUCGAGGUCCUCGUUUAGGGCCGCGCGUUCUCGCCGCCACGCCAUCGCCAUCACGCCAUUGCCGUCGCCGUCGCGCCACCACUGAUCACUGCCGGAACCUGCGGACGAAGGGGAAACUUCCCUCCUUGCACCUGUUCGCCGGAAGCCGCGAGAAGGAGACCGACGAUCCCCGCGGCUUCUCUGCGUGAGAACUUUUACGCGUCCUGACCUUGAGAGCUCCCUCUUCCUUCCUUGCCCAUCCCCCGAGGGCAACGCUUCAACUUGAGUGUCCUGCGGCCGGAUGAUCCCCCUCCGUCCCUAACGACGAUUCUUCUUCGCCUUUCCUUCGCUUUUCUUUCCCGGGACAAACGCGAAACCGACGAUUCGAACGAUCUCUUGACGAUCACGGCGACGACGACAAGGCUCCGCUGGGUGGCGCGCGAGGAGAGGGUCCUAUGAGUACAGGCGAAUCCUCGUGUCCUUGAUACUUCGACUUCCGCACGGAUCGCGGCUUGGCCUGGAUCCGAAUGAUUGAAAUUUGAGACGCGAGAGCUUCUUAAAGCGCUAAUCCCAAAAAAGCCGUUUCGCUCUCCGUAUAUAUAUCUUCAUCAACAUUGAUCCCCCUCCCUCGUUCUCAGUUUUCAACCCGCCCCCCCCCCCUCAUUUCCUUCACAUUAUCGCCCUGUCGUUUUCCGCCCCCGGCUUCGACAUCGAGCUUGUAUCUGGAACUUUUAUCUCUCCAUCUCGGACUUGUAAGUCUGAUCUUCGGUCCGACGACCCGAUGAUCUUGCGGAAGAACGAGCUGCGUCCUUGAUGUCGAUUUCCAGCAGGCGUGCACGCCUUCGAACGAAUCGCGCAAGCGAAGAACGCGCACGAGAAUGACGCUGUGCUGAAAGGCCUACGUUGAAAUCGAGGUGCACAAACGAUCUUUCCUUCGAUUCUCGCGGUUCGAAUUAUCGCGUGAGACAUAUGUACAGACGAGGAAGAGAGAGAGAGAGAGAGAGAGAGAGAGGGAGAGGUACUCCGCGACAAAGAGCGUUCUCAUGUCGCGACUGAUUUCCUCGCGAAUCGCGUCGUCGUGGACGGAGAGCAAAUUCGAUCGCGAAGUCGACUCCAGAGAGAAAGCUAAUGAGGAAUCAGGGCGACAAGGCGACGGGCGAGGGGAAGGACGGCUGUUUGUUUAAUAACAACUCUCGCUCGGUCGUUUCGAACGUUGCGCUUCGCGAUGACGGUGUUUUUAUCGGCCGUGUGGAGACUUGCAAAUAUUACACUGCAAAUAAUACACAGCAGGGAUUUGCGAGCAGAUAUUUUGUGAAUUUUUUGGGGUGAAAUCUCGUCCGAGACGAGUGAGAAGCGGCGGUGCUUUCGCUCCGAAGCGAUAGCGAAAAUACUGCCUCUCGCGAAAUCACAAGAGUGACUGUUUCACUGAAACCGAGAGGGGAUUCUGACUCCAUAUGAGCGGAUAUUUCGAUCGAUCCGAGCGAACGCAUUAUACUCAUUCUUCAACUUCGAGUGAAAGUACUUACUUAUUGAGAAUGAAGGAUUCGCUCCAUAUAAGUAAAGAAUCGCUCGAAUUCGAGUGAAGUGCCGCGUGACCACUCUCCUUUUUCAGCGAAAUUUCGCUCCGAGAAACUUGGGCAGCAGAUAUUAAGCGCACGGUGAGGGAAAGAGAGAGAGAGAGAGAGAGAGAGAGAGAGAGAGAGAGAGAGAGAGAGAGGGAGAGAGAGAGAGAGAGAGAGAGAGAGAGAGAGAGAUAUUCUCUCUUGGUCAGGAGACAAGCGACGGUUGGAAGGAGGGAGGGGGGAUGUUUAAUUCUCGGAUCCUCGGAGAUGUAUGCGCCGAUCCUGCGAGUAAAAAGACUGAGGGCGGUGAGGCGGUGUGAUUGCGCGCAACAAGCAGUUGAAUGUACAAUUCUUCGCGCGAUUUUCAAAGCAGGACAGAACAAAGACGAGGAAGAGAAAAGAAAGAGAGAGAAGAAACGGACAGGGCAGAGAGAAGAAAGAGAGAGAGAAGCGUGAAAGAGGAGAAUUCGAAUAUGCUUUCCGCGAUCGACGAUCGGUUCGCUCAUCCGAGCAUUCCAACCGUUCCGAGAGAGGACGAGAAGUCGAAAGACGGAAAAAUGCGCAGUCUUCCUUUCCGCGAACGUGACGAGUGUUUGAUUAGCGACGUGUCGUUAUCACAUCGGCACUGCGCUGUCGCCGUGUCGUGUCCUCUUUUCAACUUGCCACUCUACUUUGUACAUAUCGCAAAUCUGUAUAUUUAUUUAACUAGACGCGUUAUUUAUGCAAUUCCUUUCGUUGCGUAAGUUGCAGAAUUCCCGCAAAAAAAAUCCUUUAAUCGUGGCGCGAAGGUGACUCUCUCGCGCGAUUUCGCGCUUCGGCUCUCGGCUCCGCAAGAGCGCCGCCGGAAACCCGCCGAGGAGACCUCGCGCCAUUUUUUUUCCUCCGUUUAUUUUUCUUUUCUUAAGUGCGUCGAGGGACGUUUGUAUUCAUAUAUAUUUUAUAUUUAUAUAUAGACACGCGAAUAUAUAUUCGACGCUGAUUUGCAGCGUGUAGCUUCGGAUGUACGGAGCGCGAAGAAGGGGGGAAAGUAGAGACAGAAAGAGAGAGAAAGAUAGGGAUAGGAGGAAGAAGUCGCUGCACCGUCGCGUUUUACUUAAUGGAUCAUGUAAACGCUGGUUAAAGGGUUAUCCGAUUGCACACGCCCAAUACACACACACACACACACACACACACACACACACACACACACACACACACACACACA
Messenger RNA from Harpegnathos saltator (Jerdon's jumping ant), 5646 nucleotides. Its product is annotated as single Ig IL-1-related receptor. The coding region runs from base 1417 to 2919 and encodes 500 amino acids. Lineage: Eukaryota; Metazoa; Arthropoda; Insecta; Hymenoptera; Formicidae. The record is from RefSeq and is a predicted model, not a curated record. Gene Ontology annotation, biological process: signal transduction. The transcript is spliced from 7 exons.